Rhineura floridana is the source of this 1833-nucleotide messenger RNA. It is a transcript of the gene ERICH6B, whose product is annotated as glutamate rich 6B. The record is from RefSeq and is a predicted model, not a curated record. NCBI's taxonomy places the organism in Eukaryota, Metazoa, Chordata, Lepidosauria, Squamata, Rhineuridae. The coding region runs from base 1 to 1833 and encodes 610 amino acids. The transcript has 14 exons.
AUGUCUAAUGGACAGAACCAGUCAGGGUCAGGUAGCAGAGACCAUUUACAAUCAGAAAUAACCCAUACUCCUUUUGUAUGCCACUCAAUGGAUCCCAAGCCUUCACAUUUGCUUCUCACUGUAGAAAAUGUAGAAAAACUUCAAGAGGAGUAUCCUGUGUCUAAAUCUGCCCUUACUAGAAGGUCAAUAGAAGCAUAUAUUACACAGAGUAAUCUCUUUUUGAAUGAGAAUGAAACUAGUACAGAUGGAAGCAAGGAGCAAAAUCUGUCAGAUGAAAAAAAAUCAAAGUCAACUUCCAUUGUUCCACAAAGAGAAGAUACCUGUGAAGAUCACUCAGAAAACGUCGAAGAAAUCUCAAAAAAAGAUUCGCAGACAAGAUCUCCAUCAACUUCAGUUCUCAAAGCUCAAGCAUCAAAAAAACAUGAUGUUGCCGAUUUGGAAACUCAGACAGAAUGGAGUUACUCAGACGGAAUGGAUUCAACUGAAAAAAGGAGAAGGAAGCUGGACUGGGCAAACAUGAAUGAAAAGUUGAAAUCUGUAUUUGUUUGUUCUACAGAGAUAAAAAUUUGCAGCAUAGGGGAAGGAAGAGAAGAGAUUGAAAUGGCCAGUAAAGAGAGUGUUUCUGCUGAAGAGGAGAUCCAUAUGGAGACUCUGUUCAAAGCUGAGAGUCAUUCUAUCACUGAUCUUUGCCACCUUGGUUGCUGUGAGUUUUGUACCACCAUGCUAAGGCCUUUACCAACAGCGGAAGAAUUGGACGAUAAGCCAGAUACAAUGGAGAGUUUUCUCUGUUGCAGGACAUACAAGGAUGUUUUCCAGUGUGUAGUUCAGGAGCUGUUAGAAACCAGCUCCCCAGAAAGUGAAAUUGACAUCACUCCUCACCCACACCUUUCAAACACUGCAGUGGAGAGCAGGACUAAAAAGACACUGAUGAAGGAGAUACAAGAUCGAGGUUUUGAGAACUACAGGGAAGUAUUUGAGCAAUAUAUGAAGUUUGGCACAUGUGUCAAAAUUAGAUUCAAAUUAUCAGCCUAUCAACCAAAACCCCAAACAGUUGCUCUUAAGCAGUAUCCGGAGCCGAAAGAAGUACUGACAAUAGACUUGGAGUUCAAAGCGGAACAAUUAAAGUUUUGCCAGCCUACCAAGCCGGUGAAAAGAUGUUAUCCUGAUGGGAAGAUAUUCUAUUUUUUUUUUCCAGAUGGAACGGGACAAGUAUAUUACCCAUCCGGAAAUAUUGCUAUUCUCAUAACCUAUGUAAAAGACAUUCAGUUCACAUACAUCAUUCUAAAGGACAACAGUUCCUAUGAAAUGCAGGCGUUCUUCACAAAUCAGGGCUUUGCAGUAUGUUAUCAUGAAAAUGGGAAUAUCAGGUUGAAUCUGGGCCUUUGCUUUGGCUCCUACUUUAAUCAGAAGGGAAUUAGACAGAAAUACUGGAACUGGUGGGACACCAGCUGCCAUGUUCAUGCACCUCCUUUCCAGCCCAUCUGCAUUCAAUUGAAUGUUUACAUCCAGGUUAAAAUUGAAGCCCAGGAUCAGAUUUUCCUAACGUUUACUAAAGUUCAUGACUGCCUCCAGCUGAAUGUUGGUGCAAGGCUAAAACUGAAAGAUCCAAACACGCUGCAGUUUCUUCAGAGACCUGAAAUCUCGGGACAGCUAAGUCACUCCAAGAUUCUGCAGAUAAGAAAGGUCUUAGCCAACUUGCAGAAACUACUGAAAAAGAUAUGUUCUACUCCAUCUGAAGAAACCAAAUACCUAUAUCACAUAAUAUCAGACCUGUGUGACCACAUGCAUUGCCGACGCAAAAUGAGAAUUCAACCUAAGCAAAGGCACAGAUGA